Molecule: messenger RNA, 1537 nt
Organism: Baudoinia panamericana UAMH 10762
Lineage: Eukaryota; Fungi; Ascomycota; Dothideomycetes; Mycosphaerellales; Teratosphaeriaceae
Exons: 1
Coding region: 93-1037 (314 amino acids)
Molecular function (GO): oxidoreductase activity, acting on the CH-OH group of donors, NAD or NADP as acceptor; NAD binding
Source: RefSeq, a predicted model, not a curated record
AGUAGCGUACGGUGACUUGCCCGACUCCAAGCCUGGAAAUCAUUCGGCGAACACUGUUAGCGACCACCGUUGAAGCCGGCCUCUCUGCAGCCAUGAAGUUGCUAUACCCGACGUCGCUCAAGCUGGACGUGUCGAAGUUAGAAGGUUUCGGCAUCGAACUGCAUCCCUACGAUGUGAAGCAACAAAUACCCGACAAUCUCCUCGAUGCCGAGGUCUUGGUAACAUGGUGCAACAGCCCGGACAACUUCAAGCAUGCCGCCCAAAACAUGCACAAGCUCCACUGGAUCCAAUCACUCGCCGCCGGCCCCAACGAUGUACUCAAUGCCGGCUUCGACACGAAGAAGAUCAUGGUGACCACCGGUUCAGGCCUGCACGAUCGAACCGUUGCAGAGCACACCCUCGGCUUACUCCUCAACGCCGCGAGACGGUUCUACGAAAUGCGCGAUUACCAAGUCCAGGGCAAGUGGCCGCAGCAUCUGGGUGGUCCGCAACCGGACAAGGUACCGGGCACCUUUACUACGCUGGAAGACGCCAACAUCACCAUCUGGGGCUUCGGCAAUAUCGCCAAGUACCUCGCUCCCUACCUGACCGCCAUCGGCGCCAAGGUCCGCGGAGUAGCUCGGCACGCCGGCGUGCGGAAUGGUAUAGAGAUCUACAGCGACGACAAACUCGCCGAAAUCCUCCCAAAAACCGACGCCCUAGUUAUGAUCCUACCCGGCUCCGAGUCAACAUACCACGCCCUCAACGCGGACCGGCUCAAGUUGCUACCCAAGCACGCCUGGAUAGUGAACGUCGGCCGCGGGACGUGCAUCGACGAAGAUGCUCUCAAUAGUGCACUCGACAACGACGCCAUCGGCGGGGCGGCGCUUGAUGUUUUUGAGAAGGAGCCCUUACCCGAAAGCUCGCCGUUGUACAAGCAGAAGAAUGUCAUCUUGAGUCCGCAUGCCGCAGGUGGUAGGCCACGGGAUGCCGAGCAGUUGAUCGCCGACAAUUUGCGGCGGUUCAUUGCUGGACAGCAGUUGAAGAAUCUCGUUUGACUCGCGGCGAAGGCGGGCGCCUCGAAAUUGUGAGGGCUCGCCUUCGGGUUCUGUAGAGCAGCGUUUUACGACCAGCGGUCCUCGAUGACCCUGGACUGACUCUCGUGCGCAUGAAGCAUUCGGAGCGGUUGAUCUUCGAAUUAACGACGUGUCCCCUACAUACGGACGAGGCAGCGUCGGCACUUUGCCGACCAUGAGUAUAGAGAUGAAAACAGCGAAUGCUGCUUGCUGUGAUCGGCCGCUGAUGCGUCAAUGAUCAUGUACCUCUUCCAGUCCAGCUACCAUUCCAGACUCCCGCAUCAUCUGUGCUCCAGCAGUAGCAUGAACCAGUAAGGCAAUACGUGACCGCUGCAUUGUUCCCUCGUCGCGGCUAGGCGUUGAAGAUCUGUUUCACUGCUGAAGUCUUGCAAACCCGCCAGCCUGUUCGACUGUAUCGGCUCUCUUGUUGCGCUGCUUACUCUGCUCCAUCCAUCUAAUUGCGGCGCGAUCGUUGUCUGCUG